This is a messenger RNA of Trifolium pratense (red clover), 2580 nucleotides long. RefSeq names its product ultraviolet-B receptor UVR8. Lineage: Eukaryota; Viridiplantae; Streptophyta; Magnoliopsida; Fabales; Fabaceae. The record is from RefSeq and is a predicted model, not a curated record. Bases 930 to 2393 code for a protein of 487 amino acids. The transcript is spliced from 6 exons.
AUGUAUGUGUAGAAGAACAUGAUGGGUUAUGAUCGAAACAAAGUAUGUGUAAACAAACACUUUAACACACUCUUUUCCAUAUGAUUCCAUUCGAUUAAAAAUGUUCAUAGUACAAAUGCUACAGCAAACAAACCAGAACUGAAAUUCUUAACCUAAAACAUCUGCUGACGUGGCUCAUUGAGAGAGUGCCACGUAUGAACAACUUCAAAGACAAGAAAUCAACCUAGGUACCACCACCGACGCCACCAUGUUUUUUCUCUUUCCUUUUCACACUCUCUCAAAUUCCUCAAUCUUCCUCAAAAUUUCAUUACAGAAAAAAAACAAGACCCCUAAUAAGAAACACAUGAAAAUUUCCCAUUCAUAAACACACUUCAUAAAACCCUAAUCUUUUUCAUUUUUCUUCAACACCCAUCAAAUCAAUCACUACCCUUUGAUUCCUCUCUUAAUUUAAUUGCUUCCUUCUCAUCGCACUUUCCUUUUUCUCUUCAAUUUUCCACAAAAGUUUCUUCCUUUCUUCACUCAGCUACUUGAUUUAGAUCAGUGUUUGAUUUCAAUUCAAUUGAUCUAAUUUCAAUUUGAAAUUCUUCUUUGCUUGCAAAAUUCAAUUUUUUUUGGGUGUAAAGGUGUUUUUUUUUUGUCUUUGAUCUUUGAAUUUUGAAGGUGAUUUUGCGGGGGGUGUGAUUAGUACUUUUCUGAUGUUUGAUUUCCAAUCUCAUUUUCAAUCAUCACCCAUUAAUUCUUCCUAUUCAAUUUGUCAUAUUUUUCUCCCUUAUGAUGUUUUCUUCAUAUGCUGCUUCAAUUGUAUGAGAUUUCGUCUCAAAAUUUGAUACUUUAUUCAAAAGGGUUGUUGCUGGUUGUGUGAAGAAGAAGAAGAAUCACUUUUAGUUUUCUUUGGUGAGAGAAAAAAUUUCAAUUUUCAACUUUCAAGUAUGGGAAAAAAUCACUUUGAGGAAUUACCUUCACAUUUGAUUUUGGAAAUUCUAUGCUCAGGGAAGCUAAGUGCAAUAGACCUUGUUCGUUUGGAAUUUGCUUCAAAAACUUUUGGUGUUAGAAAUGACUUAUGUGACUUAAAGUUUAAGUCAUUGGUAGACUUAGCUGCAUUUCAAUUGUGUGGCUCUAAUGCCACCUUUUCAAUGAUUGGUUUGAAUUCUCAAAAGGAUUUGUAUGAUCGAUGUGGCGGAAAAUGGAAGCGGGUUUUGAGGUUUUUGGAGUCUGUUGAACAAUCCUCUGACAUGGUUGAGACAUCUUCAGGCAAUAUGCAAAUUACGGCAGGAAAGUAUCACACCUUGGCGAUCAGCAAUUCCUCGGUCUAUUCUUGUGGUUCAAGUUUGUGUGGUGUACUUGGUCAAGGAUCUGAAACAACACAGUGUUCAGCAUUUACUCGAAUCAACUUCCCACCUUUGGCGCGUGUGGCACAUGUUUCAGCCUCCUAUAACCAUGCAGCUUUCGUUAUGCAAUCUGGAGAGGUAUUCACAUGUGGAGAUAAUUCAUCUUCGUGCUGUGGUCAUAGUGAUACAAAUCGACCUAUUUUCAGGCCACGUCUUGUUGAAUCCUUAAAGGGGAUUCCUUGCAAGCAGGUUGCAGCAGGGCUAAACUUCACAGUCUUCCUCACUAGACAAGGUCAUGUGUAUACAUGCGGAACCAACUCGCACGGCCAACUUGGUCAUGGCGACGCCCAAGACAGACCAAGCCCCAAAAAGAUUGAAUUCCUUGGUAAAGUAGGACCUAUUGUUCAAGUUGUUGCUGGACCUAGCUAUAUCUUAUCUGUAACAGGAGAUGGAUCAGUAUACUCCUUCGGAUCAGGUGGUAAUUUCUGUCUUGGCCAUGGUGAGCAACAUGACGAGUUACUGCCACGUUUGAUACAGAAAUUUAGAAGAAAAGGUACUCACGUUGUUCAAGUAUCUGCUGGCGACGAGCAUGCAGUGGCACUUGAUUCAAAUGGAUUUGUAUAUACAUGGGGGAAGGGAUAUUGCGGUGCUUUAGGCCAUGGAGAUGAGAUUGAGAAAACAAGACCAGAGUUGUUGUCGAGUCUCAAGAAUCACCUAGCUGUUCAGGUCUGUGCAAGAAAGAGAAAAACCUUUGUUCUACUUGAUUCAGGUUUGGUCUAUGGCUUUGGCUCAAUGGGAUUUGGCAGCCUAGGAUUUUUAGACAGAAAGUUAUCAGAUAAAAUCUUGAAACCAAGAAUCUUAAACUCAUUAAGAUCUCACCAUGUUUCUCAAAUCAGCACCGGCCUCUACCACACUGCAGUAGUCACUAACCGCGGACAAAUAUUUGGUUUUGGCGACAACGAAAGAGCUCAACUUGGUCAUGAUACAUUAAGAGAAUGCCUUGAACCUAUUGAGAUUUUCAUAGAAAAUUCAUCAUCUGAAGAAGAUGUUGAUCCUAUGUUAUAAACCAGCAUCUGAUACAUCAAAAGAAGUCACAUACUUUUUAUGUGUGGUUCACCUGAAUAUUUUAGAAUUAUUAUUUUGUACUUGUAAAAGUUUAAUGUUUUAUAGAUAUAAACAAAUAAUUAUAGUAACAUGUAAGAUUGUGAGUAACCAUUUUUCAUUCAGUUGAAGGGUUAAUAGUUUGGAACCA